AUGUGGAAGCCUUCCGGUCUCCUCUCGUCCUUCUUGGAGCCCUCCCUCCUGCAAAGCAGCCACUGUCUCAGCUGCCAGCUGCGCAGUCCCGCAUUCCGCUCGAGAUAUACCCUGCGCUCCUAUGCCACCAAGAAUAACGGCAGCAACCCGCCGAUAAGCCGCAAACUCCAAUUCCAGCAGAAUGCCUCACCCCAGUCCUCUCCUCCUGAGCAACCGGCCGAGCCGAGCGAUGACUUCGUCCCAACGCUAGACCGGCCAAUUGGUUCGGGGAUCCCGCCGCAGGAAGGUCAGAAUACGGGCGUUGAUACGCGGUCGAUGCGACAACGGCGAGAUGAUUUUGUAAACUAUGAUAAGCAUAUUGAGCGGCGCAAGGAACUAACGAGACAAGUCGCAAAGCCAUACUUCCGAGAAUGGUCCAAUAUGCGGUACAACCAGGGUAAGACAUUCAUGUCAAACCCGCGGAUCUUCAAGCGCGAUAAAUCCCUCUACUUCCCCAACCUCCAGGGCGUAACGCUCGCCUCCCACGGUGAACCACAGGACACCACAUCCAUCCUCCGCGGCAGAAUCUCCGUCGUGACUCUUUUCUCUAGCGUCUGGGCAGAGAGCCAAGUCGCGACCUUUACCGGGCAAAACUUCAACCCCCGUCUAUGCGAAGCCUUUGCGAGCGGCGAGCAGUUUGUUCAGAAGGUCGACAUCAAUCUCGAAGAGAAUGCGCUCAAGGCAGCGCUGGUCCGAGCGUUCAUGUGGCGGAUGCGGGGGAAACUGCCUGAGAAGCAGCAUCCGAGGUAUUUCCUUGUGCGCAGGGGUCUUACCGACGGGCUCAAAGAGGCUAUUGGUAUGCUGAACAGCAAGGUGGGAUACGUGUAUCUCUUGGAUGAGAAUUGCCGUAUCCGAUGGGCGGGAAGUGGGCCUGCUGAACCGUCUGAACAAGAAGCCCUGAACAAUGGCGUUCGCAAAUUGAUUCAGGAACGGAAAAUCAGUUUGCAGUCUGAGCUGCCAGCGCAGGAUUGGCAAGUAUCUGAGAAGGGAGAGAACAAACCGAGGGUUGUUGAGCAUAGUCGUUAA
Messenger RNA from Aspergillus calidoustus, 1065 nucleotides. The record is from the annotation of a GenBank genome assembly. NCBI's taxonomy places the organism in Eukaryota, Fungi, Ascomycota, Eurotiomycetes, Eurotiales, Aspergillaceae.